Messenger RNA from Liolophura sinensis, 1957 nucleotides. RefSeq lists its product as uncharacterized. NCBI's taxonomy places the organism in Eukaryota, Metazoa, Mollusca, Polyplacophora, Chitonida, Chitonidae. The record is from RefSeq and is a predicted model, not a curated record. The coding region runs from base 197 to 1108 and encodes 303 amino acids. The transcript is spliced from 2 exons.
CUGGUAGUGUUCUCUUUACGGCGGAUGACUGUUAGCUGAGCUUUUGCGAUCAGGAAUAUACUUGGCGUUUUCGUUUUAACAGUAACUAAAGCGGUUCCACCCUGGUAAAUUGGAAAAUUUCGGAUCCCUAGGAAAGUUGUUUCUUCCUGCUGGAAAGAGGAACGCUCAGCAUCCGACAAAAAUUGUCUGAAGAAAAAUGGCAUCUCCUAAAGCAGAGACAAAGGGGUUCGUUGUGAAUCUGAGAAAGAUCCUGGAGGACUAUGCAUGGAAGAAACAUCUCCGCAAAAUUGGGAUGCCGUUGAAGCUUUUUGCCAGAAAAAACAAGUUCUAUUUUGAUAUGCGAUGGAGCUACUUAAAAUUCGAUCACAAAACAAACUGGACAAGCUUUUACAGUGCAGAGAACCCUAAUACUGCUGUGAAACCGCCAGUAAAUGUACGUGCCAUAUCUGGACCUAACCCCCAAUCCACUCCCAAAGACUUGGGCGUUCCCAUUGUGCUGCAUUCGGCUGAGUAUGAAAAUCGGACUCCUAUGGAACAAAAGUACACAUUUUCGACCCAGCGGGAAACCGCUGCCUCCGUGUCCGUGGAAUUUCAGGAGAACUACACGCUUGGUGCCAGCACAAACAUUGAGCUCUCCCUGCCAGGGGAUGUUGUAAGUGUGAGCGCAGGGGUCAAUGGCGAGCUCUCUGUCACGGAAACGGAAAGCCAGUGUUUUGAGGACGUGCAUGUCUGGAACGUCGACACGGAAAUUACCAUUAAAGCGGGACACAAAGCGAAAGCUUUUCUUAGCGUACACGAAACGGAAGUUACAGCCGAAUUUGAAGUCAUCACAACGAUGUCACUGGGGAAAGACUGGUUUCCGAUUAUGGUUCGAAAAAGGGAUACGGAUGAAAUUGUCUCUACCAUUUUCGUCACUAGUCUACACGAUGUUUACUCCGGCUACCAGGGACCCAACCUCGAAGUGAUUGAAACAACAGACGAGGAAAACAGGGUCGGCUACAGCGUGCAGCUGACAUCAAAAGGACGAUUCAAGAGCAUUGGUUGGACGGAGCAAGAGGUGAUUGUCCAAUCAGAGCUCUUGACGGAUCUGUCUCAGAUCUCAGAGUGAUUAUCAAGUAUAAGCAACACUCCAGACGAGGCGACCAUUGCUUUUAACUGUUCUGUCACACAUCUGUCAUGCUGACUGUUGGACGAGGCGACCAUUGCUAACCUGUACUGCUUUUACUGUUCUAUCAGACGCUGCUGUGCUGACUGUUAGACAAGGCGACCAUUGCAAACCUGCACUGAUUUAAUAGUUCUGUUGGACAUCUGCCAUGUUGACUGUUGGACGAGGCGACCACUCCUAAUCUGCCGUCUUAUAACUGUUCUGUUGGACAUCUGCCAUGCUGACUGUUGGACGAGGCGACCAUACCUAACCGUCAGUGUUAUAACAGUUCUCUUGAAUAUCUGCCAUGCUGACUGGUCACCAUCCAUACACACAGAGUUACAUCAGUUAUCAUUUACGGCAAGUUACUGAACAUGUUGAAGCACACACAGUUACUGUCUCCUAGAAACAUAAGCAACGGAAUCUGCUUGAUAAAUAUUACGUGUCGCUGAGAUAAUCGCUCUGCUUUUAUAGCACCAUUUGUUAUGUUUGAUACUACCCUGUAUUGUCUGCACAGAUGCCGUGCAUAUGUAACGACGUCUUUAAAUACAUGUGUCAUGCGCUCAUGUAAUACGAUAAUGAAAGUAAAUUCUUCAGCCUUCAUUUUUGUUUCAGUGGAGAGAACGUUGUAUAAUGGGUUAGUUCCACAAACAUUACCCUCGUCAUGUCAUACAUAAACCCGUGGAAGCCUUCCGAGAAGAUAUAUGUCUCCAACUCCAAACAAAGACAAUAACAUUAUAGAUUGUUUAAUAUCUGCGCAAGUUCAAGGAUAUCUACUUGUUUACCGCUUUAUAUAUAUUCAUUGAUCAUAUU